This is a messenger RNA of Pochonia chlamydosporia 170, 873 nucleotides long. Its product is annotated as siderophore esterase IroE-like. The coding region runs from base 1 to 873 and encodes 290 amino acids. Gene Ontology annotation, molecular function: hydrolase activity, acting on ester bonds. The record is from RefSeq and is a predicted model, not a curated record. The transcript is spliced from 2 exons. Lineage: Eukaryota; Fungi; Ascomycota; Sordariomycetes; Hypocreales; Clavicipitaceae.
AUGGGCACAACAGAUGUCUCCACGAUCACUCUACAAUCGUCGGCAGAGUUCAGCGUGGCGGCAAAAGAUGGCCAAAUGUACAAGAUUCAAGUAGCUUGGCCCAUGGAAUGGCAAUCCAGAAGCGGACACAAAAACAUAGCUGUACUAUAUGCGGUGGACGGGAACGCGAUGUUCUUGACAGCAGCAGAAGCAUCUUGGCGAAGAGCUACCGGCCCUCAUCACAAAGGCAACGGUGUUGUCAUAAGUAUCGGAUAUCCUUUGAAAGGCCGAGUAUUCAGUCCAAGACGAAACUACGACUUGACCCCUCCUAGUCCUACUGCGCCAGAAGGGUUUGGUGGCGCGGAUCACUUCCUCGACUUCAUGCAGUACACGUUGAAGCCAUUCGUCAAGUCUAUGAUCCUCCCCAAUACCGCGAUUGAGAGAGAGGCGCUGUAUGGUCAUUCAUUCGGUGGGCUGUUCACACUCUACACCUUGUUCACGAGACCUUCAUUGUUUGAUUGCUUCAUCGCGAGCAGCCCGUCUAUAUACUGGAGCAAUUUUUACAUUCUCACGCUGGAAGAAGAGUUCAGGAAACGACACGUACGCCAACAGCCAUCGCUGAUGAUGUAUUAUGGGUCUUACGAGCAACACCCUCCACGAUGGGCUGAUGAAGAUGCUGAAAAGUACGAAAAGCGACGACAGGGUGCGGAAGAACGUGCCAUGACGGACAGCGCCAAUGCCAUGUAUAGGCGGCUGAAGGAUUCGGGGCUUCUUGCUUGUGUCACGAUCAAGGAGUACCCGAAGGAGGAUCAUGGGACUGUAAUUGCUUGCUCUUUGAGUCGUGGUUUGACGACGUUUUUCGAGGAAUGGCCGUUAAAGGAAGAGGGUUCGUGA